Diuraphis noxia (Russian wheat aphid) is the source of this 820-nucleotide messenger RNA. RefSeq lists its product as uncharacterized. NCBI's taxonomy places the organism in Eukaryota, Metazoa, Arthropoda, Insecta, Hemiptera, Aphididae. The record is from RefSeq and is a predicted model, not a curated record. Gene Ontology annotation, molecular function: sequence-specific DNA binding.
UUUUUUAUAUGUUUAUAUUUUUUAAUCGCGGCCGACGUAGAUUGUGUUGUGAUGUAGAUGUGUUAUUGUGUUAACGUGUUCUUUCUUCUUGGUAGUUUAAAGUAGUUCUUUAUUGUCCUACWCUUCUCACUUCUCAGUUAUAUGAUUAUUUUGUUUUGAGACUAUGAACUGCAUUUCGCUUUGACAUUUUCCUAUUUUAUACUAUCUCUCUAAUCAUGCCGUAUAAAUGCUGUGCCGAUGGAUGCAAAAGCCGCGACGGAAUUAAAGGUUCAAGUACAAAACUAUUUAGAUUCCCAAUUGAUGAAAUAAGGAGACAAAAAUGGGUGGACUCCAUCCUAAGAGAUAACUUUAUUCCUACAAAGUAUUCACGCUUAUGCAGUCUCCAUUUUAACAACAGCGAGUUUGUAGAAGCCCCAGAAAGACUUAUAUUAAAAAAUACAGCUAUUCCAUCAAAUUUCUAUCAUCCCACAAGAGCAAUCAAAUGUUUAAGCAACAAAUUUAAUCACAAUUAUAGUUCUUCAGUUUAUCUUUCAUCAAAUAUAAUUAAUACAUCAACAAAUACAAAUAUACUUUCUACUUCUCCUAAUGUACCGAUUGAAUCUUGUAUUAAAAAUGCAGAGUGUAAUUAUGAGGCUGUUGAUCUGACUUUUAUUGGACCUAAUUCUAGCCAGUCAUCACAUACUCCUACAUAUACACCAACACUCAAAACAAAAUUCAAGAAAAUAUUAUUUGAUACUUCGAAAACAACCAACCCUAAAAAACGAAUUAAAUUUUUAGAACAAACAGUUUUGAAGACAGAAUAAUAAAUUAAUACACUUGA